AUGCGUGUGGGCGAGAAAACGCCGCAAUGGGAGCUGCUGACCAUUGAUGACGUCAUCGAGCGCUGCUGCGUUGUUGCCGCGAAUCGAGCGGGUAUACAGUGCGGCAUUCUGUUCAUAGCAUGUGUCCUUCUUGACAAUAUUGAUAUUGAUAUUGCGCUCGAUGACGCCAUCGAUGGUGAGCUCGCCCUCCUCUGGUACGAGCCUGCUAAUCCUGCUUAUGAUGGAGAAUGA
Molecule: messenger RNA, 231 nt
Organism: Cylicocyclus nassatus
Lineage: Eukaryota; Metazoa; Nematoda; Chromadorea; Rhabditida; Strongylidae
Source: the annotation of a GenBank genome assembly